AUGAUUCCCUCCAAGAAAACGGCUAAAACAUCUUCUUCCUCUGCUUUGCCAUCCACCGAUCCCCCACCGUUCGAUGUGUCUACUUCGACGGCCCAAGAAUGCCUUAUUGCCCUCUGCGGUGAGGAUCACAGCACCGAAGCCCUGGAGUCCAUCCUUUCCCACCGCCCGGAGAUUAUGCUCAGCAGCCAAAGCCUCCACCACUACAAAACGGCGUUGCUCUGCGACUCUACCACCGGCAGACUCAAAUGCCUCAACGACGCCAUCGCCUCACGCCAAGAAUGCCUUAUUGCCCUCUGCGGUGAGGAUCACAGCACCGAAGCCGUGGAGUUCAUCCUUUCCCACCCGGAGAUUAUGCUCAGCAGCCAAAGCCUCCUCCACUACAAAACGGCAUUGCUCUGCGACUCUACCACCGGCAGACUCAAAUGCCUCAACGACGCUGUCGAGUCCUCACGCCAAGCUCUAGCGCUUUCCCCGAACUCCAUCUCCUUUGCACUCUUCCACGCCGUCUUGCGCUUCCAACUCGCCCGAAACGACGCCGGUUCGUACGAUGCCGUGGUCCAGGAAUGCGAUCACGCGUUGCUGAUCGAGAACCCGACGGAGCCAGGGUACAAAGUCCCGGUCCAGGCUUCGCGGCUUGAGAAGAUCAGGGAGGUUAUCGUGGAGCUGGCAGAGAAAUCCAAGUGCCGGAUCAUCGUUCUUGAAGGUGGGAACAGGAGGGACAAAUGGAAACGGCUUGUAGAGGAUAAUUCCCUGGUGAAGGUACAGGCCGAGUUUGAGGGUGCCCAACUGAAAAAGUGGGGGAUCCCAGGGCGGAGGGCGCCUCCGGAUUUUGAUCUGUUGGCAAAGAAAAAGAAGAUCAAGAAACACAAGGAAUUCGAGUCCAACGACGUCGCUACGAUCAGUCGAGUCAGGGCGUUCUGGAACGACAAGAUGAGUGUGAAAGAAAAGAGGAAGUUGUUGAGAAUCGGGAUCGAAGAUCUCAAAGUGUAUUUCGAUAAGAAUAAGUUUCGAAUGGCAAAGAAGCUUUUGACGGAAGCGAUUGAUUACACUAAGGCAAAGAAGAUUUGGAGGUUUUGGGCGUGCUCUUACUGCGAAGACAGGGUUUUGGAUCCAGUUAUCGAGAAGCAUCUUAUGGGUCAUAUACCUACUCUAUCCAUAUCGGAUAGUUGUCAAUCUCUUUUGCCGGAUGGAGCUCCCGAAUGGGCAAUUCAUAUGGUCAAAAACGGCAUUUGGAAGCCAGUGGAAUCGAUUUCCGCCUCCGCCACCACCGCCAGUACUGCAGAUUGGCCUAAUUAUGUUGAAGACAGUGAGCGGGCAGAAAUGAUAAAGAGAAUUCGUGCGAAACUGCAAUUGUUUACGGGUAGAAAAUGUCUUGUUUGUAGCACUCUGGAUGCGCUGCAGAACUUGAUAAUCGAAUUGCUGCAAAAAAACCAUAAUAUUCCUAAAUCGGUGAUUAUGGAUCUUUGGCUUCACCAAACGCCCCAAUUGAUAUGCUCUUUGGAAGCUCCGGAGCUCAAUCUUGUUCUUCAGUUGUUGGAAGGUUUGGAAAAAGCUUGCGCUUUGCAUUGUCUUGGUGAUAUCAUUUCGGAGGAAGACGUUAGAGGCAAUAACUGGUUUUGGGGCAACACUCGAGAGAGUGUUUUUUUCAGCAGCGACUUAUCAGCUCUCCUUUUCGAUGUCCGGUUCUUGCGAGGAGAGACUGUUGAGCCGGACAAUGGAAUUGCAGUGUUAACUUCAAUUAAUGCUGAAGAUUUUUGUGUUGCUGAUUGUGAUAGUGAUGCUUUUGUUUCUUGGCUAUGGACGGAAGGUCCUACAAUUGGGGAACAAAUAAAGAAAUGGAAAAGUCUGAGAAAAGCUAGCCAACGUCUGGGAAUGAAGUUGUACAAGAUCGUUGAAGAUGAAUCUCGUCGUUUGCGCCGAAUGUGCGAAAGAAAAGGCGAGUAUUUGAGAUAUGAUACACCAUUGGUGAGUGUUGAUAGGUUAUGUAGUGUUGAUGAAAAUAGGAAAAGGGGUUAUGUAUCCCUCUUGUUCAAACGGUGGAAAGAGCUCGAGAGUAAGAGUGAGGAUGAUGAUGGUGCUGCUGCUGAGUUGGAUAUCAUAUGGAGUGUUAUGAAGGAAUUAGAAGAAGUAGAUUUUGAAAUUCAAAUGGCAAUCCAUAGGCAGAAAAAUCGUCUGGCUCAAAAGCUUUACCAACUUGAUGUUAUAAUCGCGGCGACUUGUGCUGCCAUGGGGCAGACGAGGCUGAAAGCUAGGAUGAUAACUAUGUUUGACUACCGGUUUGCUUUGGUGCCCCAAUUGAAGUCAUUCAUGAAGGCGCAGCUGGAGGAUCUGGCCAACAAAGAUGCUGCAGAAAUAUCUAAUCCCACCAGUGUGCCUGUUGUUGGUUCAAGUGAGCAGCAGCAUCCGAGUCAAUCCGGAUCUGCAGCCCCCUUGCCUGUCAGACGCUUUGAUUUUGGACCAUUUGCUCCUCCUAACUGCCUGUCAUCUUUCAAAAAUAAUUUGAGCAGGAUCAUACUGUUUGAGGCACUUCCUCAUCUGCCCUCCCUGUCAAGGAGCUACAGCCAAAACUCAGAGUCUUAUGCUCCAGCUGAUGGAAAGUAUGAAUUGAGAGAAGUGAGAAGGUCAGGAGCUGCUAUUACUUCUCUUCAACAAGAUAUUGAUAAGGCUAUAAAUCUGGAUAGCUCUACUUUUCCUACAUCUUUGGAUAAGGAAAAGAGUAAAAUGGGAGAAGAGGAGGUGUUGAUGAGAGGGUUUUCCCCUACUUUAUGA
This is a messenger RNA of Corylus avellana, 2769 nucleotides long. The record is from RefSeq and is a predicted model, not a curated record. NCBI's taxonomy places the organism in Eukaryota, Viridiplantae, Streptophyta, Magnoliopsida, Fagales, Betulaceae.